This is a messenger RNA of Rotaria sp. Silwood1, 810 nucleotides long. The record is from the annotation of a GenBank genome assembly. Lineage: Eukaryota; Metazoa; Rotifera; Eurotatoria; Philodinida; Philodinidae.
AUGGAAACGUUUGUCGAACUCGAUAAUAAAAAAUUGUUUGAAUUGAUCAUUGAAUUUCCUGCUGAAAGUUUAAAUGAUGGAAAAAAUGUUAUGAUUGAAAGAAUUUAUUCAAAUGAAGAAAAAAAAAUAUCAGGAAAUUUUGAAGAUCUUUACAAUAUUGAACAUCUAAAUGAAUCUGCCAAAAUAAAAUUUGUUCAUAUUAAAGUUCCACAAGAAUUAAUCGAAGGAGGAAAAACAAUUGUUAUUAAUAAAAAUAAUAAAUGUAUUAAAAAUAGUAUAGAUUAUUACAAAGAAACAGCACAGCAUUUAGGAAAUAAUAAAUUUUCUAAACGAGAUCAUCUUCAAUCAAAAAAUAUGAUGGAAAUGAUAAUAGCACUUCCACCAGAACUUUUUUGUAAUGACCAUAAAAUAAUAUUUCGAAAAGAAGAUUCUCAAAUAAUUGCUGCUAAUUUUCCUUAUCAUCGUCAAUCUAAACAUGGUAUACAAUUAACACGUCGAGAUAGUUUAAAUCAUGAUCAAAAACUUGCUUUAGACGAAUUUUUUUCAAAUCGAAUAUGGCAUCCGAUGGUAUUGAAUGAUGCUCGUUUACUUAAAUUAUCUCUUUAUUUAAAUAAUCAACCAAAUAUACGAAAUCAAGAUCAAAUUAAAUUAAUUAUUGAUCAACAAUAUAUACGUGUCGAAACAAAGAAUAAAGAAGAUUUUAAUAUAUAUCAAGAAAUUCUUGUACCAGAUAUAAUUAAAUUAGAUCAACUUAAAUAUGAAUUUGAUGAAAAAAAUCAUUGUUUUAAUAUAAUGAUUCCUCUUCAAUGA